Plasmodium vivax (malaria parasite P. vivax) is the source of this 2016-nucleotide messenger RNA. RefSeq lists its product as hypothetical. The coding region runs from base 1 to 2016 and encodes 671 amino acids. The record is from RefSeq and is a predicted model, not a curated record. The transcript is spliced from 6 exons. Lineage: Eukaryota; Apicomplexa; Aconoidasida; Haemosporida; Plasmodiidae.
AUGCCUGUUCAUGUGCAGGAACAAAUAAAUCAUUUUCUUUUUAAUUUUUACCAAGGGCGCAAAUUUUUUACAUGCAUCGAGUUGGAGAAUUUAAAUAACUUGUUAACAUUACUCAUAAGGAAUUUUAAGGAGCAUACGAAUGACAAAUUUUGUUCGCAGAUUUUGUUGUUCCAUUUUAGGAAUGCGUCUGCUUCAUUCGUGAAGGCUAAGAGAGCCGAGGAUGGGCUAUACGUGAAGCAGGUCAGGCGGUACUUUCUCUGCCUGCACGAGUUGGUCAGGAAUUUGAGGGAGAGGCAGCAGGGGGGUGAGCGGCCAACAGGGGGGCUGCCGAGUGGCAGCUCAGAAGAGGACCCCCAUUUGGUGGUGUCCAUAGUGAAAUACGUGAAUUUGUUCCUGGUGUCCGCGCUGAGGCUGGUGGAGAGGAACUGCUUGGCACGCUUCUACUGUACGAUCAUAUCUGAUGGGAGGGUUGCCGAAAUGUUAGCCAAUGCAUAUGGGCAAAAUGAGCAAGCCGACGAGGACAUCAUCCACAGUUUCGUUUUACUAGCGGAGCGAAAAGAAUUUGAUAAAGACAUCAUAAAAUGCGGAAUCAUGAAGAAGAUUACCACGUCGGAGGCACUACUCCAGAGGGGUGUCUCUUGUAAAAGCAGCUUCCUCAUUCAGGUGGUAAUAAAAAUAGCUAUUCGCAAUUUGAAACAGAUCAGCGUGUAUACCUCCAAGAGUGACCUCCAAUUUGUUAACUCUUUAGUAGAAAUAGUGCACCAUAAAAUUACAAAAGGAGAGUUCGAUCUGUCUUGUGCUGACUUGUUAAGGUUAUUUUCGUACAUCAUAGAGGGGGGAAGGAGUUCCGCUGAUUCUCCUACAUUUGGUCAUCGCACAGGAGAUAUGUCUGAUGAAAAAAAAAUGCUGCACCUGCUAUGCUUCGAUAUCGUUAACGCGAUAAGUAGCUGCCAUUGCGCGUCCACCACGGGGAAGAAAAAAAUUGCAGAAAAGAUGAUACCCCUCGUGAGUCGCAUCAAUAGUAACGAGAAGGAUGCAGAAGGGCAGGACAAUUAUCUGUACCUCAAACAUGUGGAGGCUUUAUUUUGCCUGUGUUUACAUAAUGAAGACGUGUGCAGGGAAUUCUUUACGGAGGAGUUUGUCAAGCUUGUGGAAGAGCUAUACCUUCAAAUUGAUCAGCGUGAGAAAAUUGAAAAUGUAAAGAAGAAGGAAGAAGGUGAUUUAUUGAAGCUAUACUAUUUUGGCAUUCUCUACACGUUCGCGCAAAUGAGCGUACAUAAUGAGAAGAAGAGGGAGAAAAAGAAGAAGAUUUUCCUCCCUUUCGUUAAUUACGUAAUAGUGAACGAGUUGCAAAAAAAAAAAUUCCUUCUCGAGAACCACGUCUACUGCUUGCUCUUUUUGCGCUUUUUAAAUAUGUCUCUGUUGAACAAUUUAUAUGAUUUUAAAAAAUUCGCCCAAGGAGUUUCCCUGGUGCAUUUCCUCAAAGUAGCAUUAAAUGUUCUCCUACAGUGGGUGGAAAGAGAUCCCUGCUUGAAGUUAAUCAAAACGCACUUGAAGACAAAUAAACAGAUAUUCCACAUUUUGCUAGAAAUUUGGGUACUCGUCCAGGCCGAAAUGGCAGGGGAGAAGAAGGAUGCGUUGGCAGCGUCUUCAAAAUGGGAGAACGUUCUGUACACAAUACAUCACAUAUUUAAAAGACUAACAAAUGGGUUUACCAAAUAUUUGAGUUACUUUUCGGAACACGAGGACCUCCUUAGCAAUUUCAAAAGAGUGAUGACUUUCGAAGAGAAAUCCGUUUUGGAAAUAUAUUCCCAAAUGUGUGCGGAUGUUGAAGCAAACCGGUUGGAAAUUCUCGAGAAGGACAAAAACUACCUUAACGGCAAGGCAAAAUCGUGCGCUGAGAAAAUAGAACAAAUGGAAAAAAGGCUCCAGGUUACGACGGAGGAGAGUUAUCGGAAAAAUGUCGACGAAUUGGAGAAUUAUUACAACUACGUUCGGGCGGGGGGUGAAUUAUAA